AGAUGGCGUUUUUGCUACAGAAUGACGUCGCAAAGCCUUGUGUAUCUUCUUUUCCUCAGUCAUGUUACCAGCGGUCAGAUACGUUAUUCAAUCCCAGAGGAGAUGAGGAAGGGAUCCCUUAUUGGUAAUGUCGCAUUGGACCUCGGAAUAGAUACGCAGAGGCUCCGCUCUGGCCGAGCUCGUAUCGUGACCGGAGAAGGCAUCCAGUACACCGAGCUGAAGACAGACAAAGGGAUUUUAGUCGUGAACGAGAAAAUAGACCGAGAGCAGCUUUGUGGAGACGCAACGCCAUGUAGCUUCAGCUUUGAUCUGAUUUUAGAAAACCCGAUGGAGCUACACCACGUUACUGUUGAAGUAUUGGACAUUAAUGAUAAUUCACCUUCUUUUCAUCAGCACGACAUGCAAUUGACUAUUGGAGAAUCAGCCGCACCGGGAGCACGUUUUGUUUUGCCGACAGCCAAUGAUCCUGAUGUAGGAGUCAACGGGCUUCAGGAUUAUCAUUUAUCUCCAAACGAGAAUUUUAUUUUGAAAAAGCAUUCAAAUUCCGACGGAAGAAAACAGGCAGAGAUGGUACUUGAGAAACCACUGGAUAGAGAGCGAUAUCCAAGUCUGUCCCUAAAGCUGAUAGCAGUAGACGGUGGGACGCCACAGAAAUCUGGCACUGUAAAUAUAGAUAUCACUGUCCUAGAUGCCAAUGACAAUUCGCCUGUUUUCAAUCAGUCAGUCUAUAAGGCCACUGUAACGGAAAAUGCCGCAAAAGGGACCUAUAUCAUUACCGUGAAUGCAACUGACGCAGAUAGCGGAUCAUAUGGUUUGAUUUAUUAUUCUAUAUCUAAAAUGCAAGGCAGUAUUGACAGUAUAUUUGAAAUUAACAAGACAACAGGUGUGAUUUUUCUUUCAGGGCAGGUUGACUAUGAAAAAGCAAAGAAAUAUGAAAUACGUAUUGAAGCAACAGACCAGGGAGCUUUAACAGACUCGAGUAAAGUCAUAGUUGAUGUGACUGACGUAAAUGAUAAUCCACCUGUCAUCAAUGUAAUGUCAUUCACUAGUCCUGUGUCAGAAGAUUCGCCUCCUGGUACAACAGUUGGCAUUAUAAAUGUGAAAGACUUGGAUUCAGGUGACAACGGACAAGUUAACUGUAGAAUAGAACAAAACGCACCCUUCAAAAUUCAGUCUAAUUUAAGAAAUUACUAUACUUUGGUAACAGAUACUGCAUUAGAUAGAGAAACAGUUUCAGAGUACAACAUCACUGUAGUUGCGACAGAUGCAGGAAUGCCUCCUCUCUCAACAAAAAGAGCCUUUAACUUAAAGGUCUCUGAUGUGAACGAUAACGCUCCAGUGUUUCCACAGAGUGUUUACAACGCGUUUAUCACAGAAAACAACUCUCCGGGUGUUUCACUUCUUACCAUAAGAGCACAAGAUCCCGAUGAAAACCAAAACGCCCGUAUAUCUUAUAUGCUGGAUGUUAAUAACAAAGGCAGAUCUCAGGUGUCUGAAUAUGUUUCUGUCAGUGCAGAAAGCGGAGUUAUACACUCAGUGCGCUCAUUUGAUUAUGAACAAGUAAAACAGCUGGUAUUCGUUGUCAAAGCGCAGGAUGGAGGCUCCCCUCCACUCAGUAGUAAUGUGACUGUGAAAUUAAUGAUCCAGGACCAGAACGACAACCCUCCUCAGGUUCUGUACCCAGUCCAGACUGGUGGCUCUGUGGUGGCUGAGAUGGUGCCUCGUUCAGCAGAUGUGGGUUAUCUGGUGACUAAAGUGGUGGCUGUUGAUGUGGACUCUGGACAGAAUGCCUGGCUCUCCUAUAAACUGCAGAAAGCCACAGACAGGGCGCUGUUUGAAGUGGGCUUACAGAAU
Molecule: messenger RNA, 1854 nt
Organism: Plectropomus leopardus (leopard coralgrouper)
Lineage: Eukaryota; Metazoa; Chordata; Actinopteri; Perciformes; Serranidae
Source: RefSeq, a predicted model, not a curated record